ACCGGAAGUAGCGUGACGUCACAAGCGGUAGUGCUGCUCACAAUUCCCCGUUGUUUACAAUGGAGCGAGAGAUAUUCGGAGCGAGAAAACGACGAUUACCCCAUUAAUUUGAGCGAGGAUGAAAUAUUUGUGGAUGAGGAACGUUAGAGUGACGGACUAGAAUGCAGUUCAAGAGAUAUCUUUUUUCGCUCUGACCGUAACUUAGGUACAAGCUGGCUCAUUGGAAUCCACACUCUCUCCUUUUUCUGUUGUGGAUCACGGAUUUGUAUUUCAAACCACCUCGGAUACUAUAUCCUCUUGAAAAUGAGAGUCGAGAAGGCGAAAUGGACAUUCACAGUGACUUUUAUCUCCACGACGAUACAUCGGCGAAGCUCUUUAGCAUGAGCUAACGUGAUAGCGUCUGUCUCAAAUGCAGAUAGAAACAAAAUAAACAAAUCCCUGACUGGAAGGAUAGACAGAAGAUCAACAAUACUACUAUCAGGAGACACCGAACCAAACACUGGACAUGUAAAUACACGGUUAAUGCUGUGCCGCCUGACGAAGCCUAGCAAUGGUGUUGCUAAUGACGCCAUUGAAGCUAACUUAGCUACGGGACCUCGUCAGAGCUAUGAUAAAAAACAUUAGCGCUCCACCUACGCCAGCCCUCAUCUGCUCAUCAACACCCGUGCUCACCUGCGUUCCAGCGAUCGACGAUGCGGUCGGCGGCCCGGAGACGUAGGAAGUCAAGUCUAUCCCCAGGGUCAUGUCUUUGGAGGUGGGAUGACCCGGAAUGAACAUGCAAACUCCGCCCGGAAAGAUCCGUAGUCCGGGAAUCGAACCCAGGUUCCUUCACACUGUGAGGCACGAACACCAUCCACUGCUCUGUCUGCAAUUCUAGGAUCUGCAAGAUGCCUGCGUUUCCCAGACAUGUGAGCGUCAAUACAGUAUCUGGGUCAUCCCGCCCAACCCUCUUAAGCGGCGAGUCCGGCAGGCGCUUCAUCAGAGAAGGCAGGAUGAAGGCGGCGGAGAAGCAGAAAGAAGUUCUUGUCAAGUCUCCGAGUAAGAAAGAGAAGGAUAAGAGCUGGAUCCCCAACAUCAUCAAGAAGCGGGUGUGCAACGCUUUUGUCGAAGACCCGUCCAGUGAUGGAGAGCUGUGUCUUUGUGGCGACGUGCGGCACUUGCAUCACUCUUUCCCUGAGAAGACUGAGAAGACAGAGAAGACAGAGAAGACAGAGAAGACAGAGGAGACUGCAGAGAUAGAGGAGACAGAGGAGUCCUCGGAGGUGGUCCACCAGUGGGACAGUAGCAAGAACACCACAGAGUGUCCCACCGAUGCCUUCGGAGAGCUGGAGUUUGCCGGCGCCAGUUGCAGGCACAGUUAUUUUCUGCGGCUAUCAUGUGACACGCCACCUCAAAAAAUCUACUCCCUGCUGACCACACACUGGCGAUUGCCCUCACCCAAUUUGGUGGUGUCAGUGGUGGGAGGCGAAGGACGUGAGACGGUCAAAUCAUGGGUGAGAGAUGUCCUGAGGAAUGGGCUGGUUCGAGUUGCACAGAGUACAGGGGCCUGGAUCUUUACGGGGGGUCUACGGGAAGGCGUGGCUCGCUGUGUCGGCGAGGCGGUGAGGGACCACAGCGCUGCAGCUUCGAAGAUCUCCAAGAAGAAAGUCAUAGCUGUGGGAAUCGCACCCUGGGGCAUUGUGUUCGACAGACAACAGCUUGUUAAUGCAGAGGGAAGCUUCCCCGCUUGCUACUACGUCCAGAACACGGCACAUGACUCGUGCCUCCUGGACAGCAACCACCAAGCGUUCUUGCUGGUGGAUGAUGGCAGUAGCGGCCGAAGGGGAGGAGAGACGGCCUUUCGUGCAGGUCUGGAAGGUCAUAUCUCUCACCAGCGCACCGGCAUUCUGGGUAGUGGCAGCAUUGAAAUCCCAGUGCUGUGUAUGCUCAUCUCAGGAGACGCCAGCAUGCUGAAAAGACUAGAGAAUUCUUUGAAUAAAUCCACGCCCUGGCUUGUCCUGGCCGACACUGGUCCGGCUGCAAACCUGAUCAGUGAUCUUCUAAUGAGUCUUCCUUGCAUCGCAAUAAGCCCCUCUUUGUUCGAGACAGGAGAUAUGGAUUGUCUCUGCAUGGACAUCCGUGACAGGAUCCACGACAAGAUCCAGAAACACUUUCCAAAUGAACGUGACCGGGACAAACUGGUGGACAGCGCUCUGUAUAUUCUUUUUAACAGAGAGCUCAUCACUGUGUUCCACGCAGAGCAGGGACUUGAUGAGUUUGAUAAUGUACUCCUCAAAGCCCUCGUUCGAGCUAGCAAACGUUUGUCCAGCGACGCCAGCGAGUACACUGAAGAGUUGAAACUGGCUGUGGCCUGGAACCGAGUGGACAUUGCCAAGACAGAACUCUUCACCGGAAACAUACUGUGGAAGUACGAUGACCUGGAGGGUUCAAUGACAGACGCUCUCAUCAACGACAAGCCUCAGUUUGUGCGGCUCUUCUGUGAAAACGGUCUGAAUAUUUUGGACUACAUGACAUACCAACGCUUGGAGAGUUUGUAUCGCUCGCUCUCGGACAGCUCCGUGGCCUACGUUCUUCUGCAGAGGCGCCUGAGUGACCGUCUGAGUCUGGAUGGAUCUCGACCCAGUCUGAACGGAGUCAUAGGGGCACCGCGCCUUAGCACACAGAGUGUAACAUCUGGACCUGCUUCAGGGAAUGACCUCAGCUUGUUUGAGGUAUCACGUGUUCUGUGGGACCUGCUGGGAGAUGUCUGUCAGCCUUUCUACUAUGAACCCCUGGGUCUGGACUUCAAGAUCGGCUCUUCGAGGGCCCUCAGACAAGUCAACAAGAUGCUGCAUGGGGGCAAUUGUGCGUACCGGGACCAACGUUGCCACUCGCCCUGGGCAGCGCUCUUCAUCUGGGCUAUCUUGCAGAACCGCAGUGAGAUGGCUGUUUAUUUCUGGGAAAUGGCGGGCGAGUCGGUCAUGUCUGCCCUCGGGGGUUGUAAGCUGCUGAGGGAACUUUCUCAUUUGGAGAGUGAGAAUGAGAGCAAGGCGGCCAUGAAAGAGCUGGCGCAGAAGUUUGAGGAUCUUGCACACGAUGUAUUUGGAGAAUGUUACCAGAGCAGCGAGAGGCGCUCCUUCACCCUCCUGAUAAGAAAGUCACCAGUGUGGGUUGGAGCGACGUGUCUGCAGAUGGCAACUGCGGCUGAUGCUCGCCUGUUCUUCAGCCAUGACGGCGUUCAGUCGUUGCUGUCCCAGAUCUGGUGGGGCAGCAUGGACAGAACCACGGAGGCGUGGAAGCUGGUGAUCGCCUUCUUCAUGCCCCCUCUCAUCUUCACAGAUUUUAUCAGCUUCAGGCAGCAGGAAGACGAGGAUGUUCCAGUAGUAGUCCAGGUCAACCUCAAAGACGCCAACAUUCUGGAGGACAAUGAUGGCGCAGUCUUCCCCCUUGCAGAGAUUGUACACAAGGAUGAAGAGGCGGAUGAGUCCCAGGCUCUAGAAGAAGACCUAACAUCCUCUUCAACAUCCGACAUCAGGGCACCAUCAUUCAUCGUGACGCGGUGGAGACAGUUUUGCGGCGCCCCCGUCACCACCUUCCUGGGCAACGUGCUGAUGUACUUCCUGUUUCUCUGCCUCUUCGCCUACAUCCUGUUGGUGGAUUUCAAGCCCGCACCUCCGAAAGGCCCUUCCUCCCUGGAAUUUGUGCUUUACUUUUGGGUUUUUACAUUAGUUUGUGAAGAAAUCCGACAGAUCUUCUUUGUGUCCAGCAACUUUAUGGUCCAGGGGAUGAAGAGUUACAUCAACGAUAUUUGGAACCAGUGUGACGUCACGGCCAUCACAAUCUUCAUUUGUGCUCUCGGCUGCAGAAUGUUCCCGCAGUCGUUCAAGUUCGGCCGAGCGUUGAUGGCAAUCGAUUUCAUGAUCUUCACGCUGCGUCUGAUCCACAUCUUUGCCGCCCACAAGCAACUCGGGCCCAAGAUUAUCAUCGUUGGCAAAAUGAUGAAAGACAUUUUCUUCUUCCUCUUCUUCCUGACUGUGUGGGUCAUCGCCUACGGAGUAGCCAACCAGGCGCUCCUCUACUCAUACGAUCCACGUCCCAACUGGAUAUUUCGUCGGGUCUUCUACAGACCCUACCUGUAUAUAUUCGGACUCAUUGACGUACAAGAAGUGGAUGCUGAUUUGAUUGGGAACAAGAGCUGCACCAACAAUGUGACGCUAAUCGAAGCGGGACAUGAGCCUUGCACAAACGCCGAUGUCAACUGGCUGGUUAUCGUCCUUCUGGUCAUCUACCUGCUGGUUACCAACAUCCUGCUGAUCAAUCUCCUCAUCGCCAUGUUCAGUUUCACCUUCAACGAAGUUCAAGAGCGCAGUGACAUCUACUGGAAAUUCCAACGCUACAACCUGAUCGUGGAAUACCACUCCAGGCCUUCCAUGGCGCCGCCAUUCAUCAUCAUUUCACAUAUUAUUCUUUUUAUCAAGAGAUGCGUCCGCCAUAUACCCUCGGAAAAGACAAAACACUUUGUUUUGGAGCUGCCGGACAUCAAAGCCAGCCAGAUCAACAUGUGGGAGGCCAUCCAGAAAGAAAACCUCCUCUCGGCUGAGAAUAAGCGGCAUAGGGAUAGUGACACGGAACGCCUCAAGCGUACAUCUUUCAAGGUGGACAGUGUGCUGAAGAAAAUGGUCGCACAUCAUGACAACGACCAGCGUUUGCAGCUCCUGGAGACCGAGAUGGAGUACUGCUGCAACUCCCUCUCCUGGAUGAUGGAGGCCCUGUCUGAGAGUAACCUCAUCAAAGCCAACCGCUCCCCUCCAGUCUUAAGAGACCUGUCUCCAAGCUGAACUUCCUAAACUCUCCUCACAGAGAUAUGUGCGAGCACACAAACACACACACACACACACACACACACACACACACACACACACACACACACACACACACACACACACACACACACACACACACACACACACACACACACACACGCACACACACACACACACAUUCUUGUAUUUGUUACCUUCUUGAGACCUCUGAAAAAUGCUUAUCUCUUAAGGACCACCCUUUAUAGAUAUAUCAAGAUUUUUAUUUACAAUAUUAAUAAUAUAUACAUACUAUGCAAAUAUAAAAACGUAAGCUUUUAGUUGAAUUUUUGUCUUUGUUUUGUUUGUAAUUGGUUUUUAAUCGUCAUUAUUUACUUCAAGUUAUUACAGUAUGCCGCUAUAUACAUAUUUAUCAAUUUUAAAAAAAAUCUAUUUUGGCUAAAGGGGGUGCAUUUCAAUUUCUGACACACACUUGCUAUUACAUAUGUUGGCCAGAGGGGGAACACUUCAAAUUUUUCCACACACUUGUUAUUUCAUAUGUUGCCCAGAGGGGGCGGGAGCACUUUUAAAAAUCCCUCCUUUGUGGGACCACCAGGGGUGCAAAUGAGACAUUCUCUAUGAUGGUUUUCCGUAUUGGGACCAUGAUUUCGGUCCUAACUUGUUCACAUCUCCUCAUAUGAAAGCUACUUUUCCUUGUUGAUGUCUCAAGAAGGGUAGAAAUACAAGAACACACACACACACGCACACACACACACACACACACACACACACACAUUCCUGUAUUUGUUACCUUCUUGAGACCUCAGAAAAAUGCUUAUCUUUUAAGGAACACCCUUUAUAGAUAAAUCAAGAUUUUUAUUUACAAUAUUAAUAAUAUAUACAUACUAUGCAAAUAUAAAAACAUAAGCUUUUAUUGUAUUUUUGUUUUUGUUUUGUUUGUAAUUGGUUUUUAAUCGUCAUUAUUUACUUCAAGUUAUUACAGUAUGCCGCUAUAUACAUAUUUAUUAAACAUUUUUUAAUCAAUUUUGGCCAAAGGGGGCGCAUUUAAAUUUCUGACACACACUUGUUAUUACAUACGUUGGCCAGAGGGGGAACACUUCAAAUUUUUCCACACACUUGUUAUUUCAUAUGUCGCUCAGAGGGGGAGGGAGCACUUUUAAAACCGACACACAGUCAACUUGAAGUGGGACCACCCUCAUUUUGAUAGAUUUCACCACCAGGGGUGCAAAUGAGACAUUCUCUAUGAUGGUUUUCCGUAUUGGGACCAUGAUUUCGGUCCUAACUUGUUCACAUCUCCUCAUAUGGAAGCUACUUUUCCUUGUUGAUGUCUCAAGAAGGGUGGAAAUACAAGAACACACGCACACACACACACACACAUCACACAUUCUUGCAUUUGUUACCUUCUUGAGACCUCUGAAAAAUGCUUAUCUCUUAAGGACCACCCUUUAUAGAUAUAUCAAGAUUUUUAUUUACAAUAUUAAUAAUGUAUACAUACUAUGCAAAUAUAAAACCGUAAGCUUUUAGUUGAAUUUUUGUUUUUGUUUUGUUUGUAAUUGGUUUUUAAUCGUCAUUAUUUACUUCAAGUUAUUACAGUAUGCCGCUAUAUACAUAUUUAUUUUAUUUUUUUUAAUCAAUUUUGGCCAAAGGGGGCGCAUUUCAAUUUCUGACACACACUUGUUAUUACAUAUGUUGGCCAGAGGGGGAGCACUUUAAAUUUUUCCACACACUUGUUAUUUCAUAUGUUGACCAGAGGGGGCGGGAGCACUUUUAAAAAUCCCUCCUUUGUGGGACCACCAGGGGUGCAAAUGAGACAUUCUCUAUGAUGGUUUUCUGUAUUGGGACCAUGAUUUCGGUCCUAACUUGUUCACACCUCCCCAUAUGGAAGCUACUUUUCCUUGUUGUUGUCUCAAGAAGGGUAAAAAUACAAGAACACAGACACACACACACAUUCUUUUAUUUGUUACCUUCUUGAGACCUCCGAAAAAUGCUUAUCUCUUAAGGACCACCCUUUAUAAAUACAUCAAGAUUUUUAUUUACAAUAUUAAUAAUAUAUACAUACUAUGCAAAUAUAAAAACAUAAGCUUUUAGUUGAAUUUUUGUUUUUGUUUUUUUUUGUUUUUGUUUGUAAUUGGCUUUUAAUUUUCAUUAUUUACUUCAAGUUAUUACAGUAUGUCUCUAUAUACAUAUUUAUUAAAAAAAAUGUAAUAAAUUUUGGCCAAAGGGGGCGCAUUUCAAUUUCUGACACACACUUGUUAUUACAUAUGUUGGCCAGAGGGGGAGCACUUCAAAUUUUUCCACACACUUGUUAUUUCAUAUGUUGCUCAGAGGGGGAGGGAACACUUUUAAAAAUCCCUCCUUUGUGGGACCACUCUCAUUUUGAUAGAUUUCACCACCAGGGGUGCAAAUGAGACAUUCUCUAUGAUGGUUUUCUGUAUUGGGACCAUGAUUUCGGUCCUAACUUGUUCACAUCUCCUCAUGGACGUUACUUUUCCUUGUUGAUGUCUCAAGAAUGGUGGAAAUACAAGAACACACACACACACACACACACACACACACACACACACACACACACACACACACACACACACACACACACACACACACACACACACACACACACACACACACACACACACACACACGUCAUCGACAUAAAAUGUCCGAGUUGAAAUUGUAUUGCCCUAAUUGUGUCCAUUGUUUUGUUUAUUUGUUAUUAUUUCCUGUUUCCGCCUGCAUUUCCUGUCCGUCUUUUGUUUCCUCAUCAGACGCCUCAACUGACAAGCUUGUUCAUUGGUUCUGUGACCGACCUCCUAACUCAAAACGCUUGCAUUUCAAAUUAACCAUGAAAUUAAUUUAAUUGGGGCUUGUUACCCUCCAAAACUGCACAAUUUUAACACACAGCAUGACUUUUAAGAAGACAAAGAUAACCAAUAUGGAAAUAAUUACAUUAUUUUUCAAAGUAAUAUAAUAAUAAUAAUGUACAGCAUUGAGGAGCAAACUUCUACAGUAUCUACUUUAAGCUGCUUCUCCGUCAAACACACCAUCAGCGACAUUUCCGUAUUUUCAUGGCUAAAUGUAUUAUCUAAACACUAUUUGCUGGCAUUAGACUCCUUCUGCUUCAGUAUGGUGAAUGCUUGGCCAAGCGGCGACACACUUGGUCAUAUUUUUGAUGAUUUCAUUUGCUCCGCUUAGCUUGUCAAACCAAAGAAUGUCAUUUUUGCACAUGCUGCCUCAGUCUCUGAAUCCCGGGGUCCAAACCCAAACCAAUCAUAGCCGUUGCCGAUAACACAGAUGUUCUUGAUGAGAACACUGCUGAGAAAAUGUUGUGAGAGAUGAUUUUAAAUAAACUGUGUAAAAUACCAAGUGUAUUCUUUUUUUUUUUACUUGCAAGAAUAAGGAGAGUUGCACAAA
Messenger RNA from Entelurus aequoreus (snake pipefish), 8210 nucleotides. RefSeq names its product transient receptor potential cation channel, subfamily M, member 4a (gene trpm4a). Gene Ontology annotation, cellular component: membrane. NCBI's taxonomy places the organism in Eukaryota, Metazoa, Chordata, Actinopteri, Syngnathiformes, Syngnathidae. The transcript has 30 exons. The coding region runs from base 888 to 4817 and encodes 1309 amino acids. Gene Ontology annotation, molecular function: calcium-activated cation channel activity; ligand-gated calcium channel activity. Gene Ontology annotation, biological process: calcium ion transmembrane transport. The record is from RefSeq and is a predicted model, not a curated record.